CUCGCCCCUUGGGGUCGGAUGUGGUGCAGUUAGGAGGCCACAAGCAAAGGCUGUCUGCUAAUUGCUGCCCGAAUAUAAAUGGAAAACGAAACGGUGUUUGUGCACGGGAAAAAUAAUGUGGUUUUUCUGUGAAAAGCUUAGCGCGGCCUCCCGUUACAGGAGGUGAACGUCAAAAAGUGACAUGACUGGCUGCGAAGUCAGGAACCACAUGGAGAUGUGUGAUGUAUGUAGGGGAUAGAACUGUAAAUGUCUUUAGCGGCCGUGGUGCAGGUCGAACGUGGGAAGAAGCAGCUUCCAGAAAGGACCACCUUUUGUUCUGUGCUUUGGAAAUGCUGCAUGUGUGUCAGGUUUUUUUUUUAAACAUGCGGGGUUUGAAACAUGCAGCAUUUAAACUCGAGGACUUUCUCCUGUCUUAUGCAGAGCAGAGAACCAUAGACAUUUGACAUGUUUGUCAUCUUUGAUAUAGGAGCAGAGACCACAAUGUGGCAUUCAGAAAAAAAACCAAACAAAGAGAAGGAGGGAGUUUGAAAUAAGCAGCAUCAGACAAACAGGUUCCACUUAACCAAAACAAUGUUUGCAGAUUUGGACUAUGAUAUUGAGGAAGAUAAGCUGGGCAUCCCCACUGUACCUGGGACAGUGACCCUGAAGAAGGACUCUCAGAACCUGAUUGGGAUCAGUAUUGGGGGAGGAGCACAGUACUGCCCCUGUCUCUACAUUGUCCAGGUGUUUGAUAACACUCCAGCAGCCUUAGAUGGCACUGUAGCAGCUGGCGAUGAAAUCACAGGAGUGAAUGGGAAGUCUGUCAAAGGGAAGACCAAGGUGGAGGUGGCCAAGAUGAUACAGAUGGUAAAGGGAGAAGUGACUAUACACUACAACAAGCUUCAGGCUGACCCAAAGCAGGGCAAGUCUUUGGAUAUUGUAUUGAAGAAGGUAAAGCAUCGACUGGUGGAGAACAUGAGCUCAGGCACAGCGGAUGCCCUGGGGUUAAGCCGAGCCAUACUUUGCAAUGAUGGGCUAGUGAAGAGAUUAGAGGAGCUGGAGAGGACUGCAGAGUUAUACAAAGGCUUGACAGAGCACACCAAGAGUCUUCUCAGGGCUUUCUUUGAGCUGUCUCAGACACAUAGAGCAUUUGGAGAUGUUUUCUCUGUCAUUGGUGUAAGGGAGCCACAACCAGCUGCCAGUGAAGCCUUUGUGAAAUUUGCUGAUGCCCAUCGCAACAUUGAGAAGUUUGGGAUUCACCUUCUGAAAACAAUUAAGCCGAUGCUUACUGACUUGAAUACAUAUCUGAAUAAAGCCAUUCCUGACACAAGGCUGACUAUCAAAAAAUACCUGGAUGUCAAGUUUGAAUAUCUGUCUUACUGCCUGAAAGUCAAAGAGAUGGAUGAUGAAGAGUACAGCUGCAUUGCUCUGGGUGAACCCCUCUACCGGGUCAGCACUGGGAACUACGAGUACCGCCUUAUCCUGCGUUGCCGUCAGGAGGCUCGCACGCGCUUUGCCAAGAUGAGGAAGGAUGUGCUGGAGAAAAUAGAGCUCCUGGACCAGAAACACGUGCAGGACAUCGUGUUCCAGCUCCAGCGUUUCGUCUCCACAAUGUCCAAGUACUACGACGACUGCUAUGCCGUGCUCCGAGAUGCAGAUGUCUUUCCCAUUGAGGUGGACCUUGCCCGCACAACUCUUAACUAUGGGCAAAAGGACACAUACACAGAUGGGGCAGAAGAAGAAGGAGAAAGUGAGAGAGAGGGUAGCGGGAAGGAGGACGCAAAUGGAGAAAAGCUCAUUGAUGAUGCCUGAGUGUGCCAGCAUGGCCAGAGGAAAGACUUUGCAGACUGUUAUGAAAACAUGUAUUUCACGUGACGAUUCAUCCUCUGUGAUUUCAAUGUAUGUCCAGUCUGGGAUUCCUCCUCUGCUUUGGGUGAGGGUAGCUGGUUGGAUUGGAACCAACCUCUGCUUUCCUCGCUUUUCCUUUGCUUGUUUGCCUGGAUAUUCUUUUUUGCCCCCAGAGACUUCUACUACCCAACUUGGGUACCGAGGUGUGGGGAGGAAAACUCCCUACCACACUGCCAUGUGACUCUGGGCAGACAGGACUCUGCUGAGCACGUGGGAAGCACCGCUCCCCUCUGGCACAUGGAAGCCAGCUAAUGGUUUGGAGCUCUGUCCUCCCCUUGUGCUCUGGGAAGUGUUAGCAUCAGCAUUGUUUCAUUCACCCCACCACUCGCUGUCUCCAAGCUCCUUUUACGGAGCCACCUUAGAACUGUGAUGGAAAUAUCCCAUCCUUAAACUACAGAGGAGAGAUGGGAAGCCUUGAGGAGAGAGGAAGACAUGCACUUUAGGCAGAGGCUUUGAGAUUUUUUUAGUGCAAAGCAUUACUAGCGUGCCACCCCAUGCUCUCCUCUCUCCACAACCAUUUUGUGCUGCCUUUGGACCAGCCAACAACAGUAGCUAACAUCCCAUUCCCCAGCACAAGGGAAGAAGGAAAAGGAAACCUGAGGUAGGUGAGGCUGCUUGUUUCCUUUUCUCUUCCCCUCCCUCUAUCCCUGUGGGCCAACCCCAGAUGCAGAUGGCACUUUCUCUGUUAGUGGGCAGCACAACUGCCAGGAGUGGUGUGCUUCUCGGGGCAAGGGUUUUGACUUCUCUGUCAUUACAUUCUAGUGGUCAUGAGAGAAGUUAUUUAAGGACAUUAAUUUAUGAUCGAGGUGGUUUGGUUUGGUUUUUCUCUUUGAUUUGUUAUUGGAGCUUCUUCAUCUCAGUGGCUGCCUGCAAGAAAGCCAUCCAUGGUCAAGCUGCUCUGAAAAAUUUAGAUGGACUCCGGUGUACUGACUGUUGUCUCUAAUAAAGAAAAAUGUGACAUUCCA
This is a messenger RNA of Chiroxiphia lanceolata (lance-tailed manakin), 2852 nucleotides long. It is a transcript of the gene PICK1, whose product is annotated as protein interacting with PRKCA 1. Bases 571 to 1791 code for a protein of 406 amino acids. Lineage: Eukaryota; Metazoa; Chordata; Aves; Passeriformes; Pipridae. Gene Ontology annotation, cellular component: trans-Golgi network membrane; postsynaptic early endosome; synaptic vesicle. The record is from RefSeq and is a predicted model, not a curated record. Gene Ontology annotation, biological process: intracellular protein transport; receptor clustering; regulation of Arp2/3 complex-mediated actin nucleation. Gene Ontology annotation, molecular function: protein kinase C binding; phospholipid binding; protein domain specific binding. The transcript is spliced from 13 exons.